This is a messenger RNA of Syzygium oleosum, 1041 nucleotides long. RefSeq names its product probable carboxylesterase 12. Lineage: Eukaryota; Viridiplantae; Streptophyta; Magnoliopsida; Myrtales; Myrtaceae. The record is from RefSeq and is a predicted model, not a curated record. The transcript is spliced from 2 exons. Gene Ontology annotation, molecular function: hydrolase activity. The coding region runs from base 69 to 1016 and encodes 315 amino acids.
AUAUAAACUUCUGAUCAACUCUCUUUCUUCUCAUCCUCAAUAGCGAACUCGCUUCUAUUUCAAACACAAUGGAAACAGAACUGCUCUAUGAUUUGUCUCCAUUCGUAAGGAUUUACAAGGAUGGCCGAGUGGAGAGAUUUGUAGGCACGGAAAUUAUCCCUCCGUCGCUGGACGAGAAAACCGGCAUCCAGUCCAAAGACGUUGCGAUUUCAUCGGACUCCACCGUCUCCGUGAGGCUUUACAUCCCAAAAGCUGCAACCGAUUCUCUCCAAAAGCUCCCUGUGCUUGUGUACUUUCACGGAGGAGGCUUCAUAAUUGCAACGGCACGGUCGCCAGCUUACCACAACUAUCUCAAUGCCCUAGUUGCGGAGGCUAACAUCAUCGCUGUCUCCGUCGAUUAUAGAAGGGCACCGGAGCAUCCUCUUCCGGUGGCUUACGACGAUUCGUGGACUACCCUCAAAUGGGUGGUCUCUCAUUCUACCGGAAACGGCCCCGAGGAGUGGUUGAAUUCUCAUGCCAAUCUCAAGAAGGUGUUUCUGGCUGGAGAUAGCGCCGGCGCUAACAUAGUUCACAACAUGGGCAUCCGAUCGGGAGAUGAAACACUACAAGGAAUUGAAUUUGCCGGCGCUAUUAUGGUACAUCCUUAUUUCUGGGGCAACGAACCAUUGCCUUUGGAGACCACCGAACCUGAGAGGAGGUCCGGGGCAGAGAACCUCUGGCGCGCGGCAAACCUGACGACCACCGGGUGUGAUGACCCUCUAAUAAACCCGACAAUGGACCCUAGGCUGUCGGGUUUGGCUUUCAAUAGGAUCCUAAUUUGUAUUGCUGAAAAGGAUAUCUUCAAACACAGGGGCUUGUACUACAAGGAGGCGUUGGGUGACACAGGCUGGAGAGGAUUUAUGGAAGUGAUGGAAGCACCAGGGGAGGAUCAUGUGUUUCAUCUGUACAAUCCCAACUGUGAGAAUGCUGUGAAGAUGAUGAAGAAAUUGGUCUCCUUCAUUAAUGAGGAUAAAUAGGAUCAAAUGUAUUAUUGUUAAUUAA